Messenger RNA from Salvia miltiorrhiza (redroot sage), 1861 nucleotides. RefSeq names its product serine carboxypeptidase-like 27. Gene Ontology annotation, molecular function: serine-type carboxypeptidase activity. Lineage: Eukaryota; Viridiplantae; Streptophyta; Magnoliopsida; Lamiales; Lamiaceae. The transcript has 8 exons. Gene Ontology annotation, cellular component: vacuole. The record is from RefSeq and is a predicted model, not a curated record. The coding region runs from base 285 to 1775 and encodes 496 amino acids. Gene Ontology annotation, biological process: proteolysis.
UUUGGUUACUUAGGUCAAUAUUCACACUUUGAUAUUAAUUUGGUCACAUUUUUAUAUUUCCAAAGAUCUAUUUUGGAUCACAAAAUUAGGCUGGCAAGGGAUCAAGAUUUGCUUGCUAACUUACCAUCAAUGCUGAUCACAUGCAUGAGCCCAUUUCACGGUAUUAUAUUUCCACAUUCAUACUUACCUUAAAUUCUACUCUAAAAAUUACAACCUAUCACGUUUAAUUUUCUUUAAAUUUGUGUAAUAAACAUGCACAUGACAUAACCUAAUGUAGCAUCACAAUGAGAGAGCUUUCCCUCCACUCUCUCCGAUGUGUUUUCAAGCCUAUCUUCGUCUCAAUACUACUGUGUUUGUUGGUAUCUCCUCUUGCCACGUCAACAAACCUAAGAUACCCUAAACAACAAGAGAGAGAUAGGAUCAUCAAACUUCCCGGGCAACCAUCGAAUGUGAGUUUCUCACAAUACUCGGGCUACGUCACCGUGGACGCGAAGGCGGGCCGGGCCCUUUUCUAUUGGCUGGUGGAGGCGAGCAAGAAGCCCGAAUCAAAGCCGCUAGUCUUGUGGCUCAAUGGCGGGCCGGGCUGCUCUUCCAUUGCUUAUGGAGCAUCAGAGGAAGUCGGCCCGUUUCGUGUCCGGCCCGACGGCCAGACACUUUCCUUGAGCCGUCAUGCUUGGAAUAGAGAGGCCAAUUUGCUGUUUCUUGAUUCACCAGCUGGUGUUGGUUUUUCAUACUCAAAUUCUUCAUCUGAUCAAAGAACUGGUGACAAAAGAACAGGUUCAAUUCCACUAUUUAUAUAUGUAGAAAUCUUAUGUAUUGCUGCUUUAGUUCAUCAUUUAACGAAAUUUGAGUUUAUUUACUUUUCAAAAUGUACAGGCAAUGAUGCCUACCAAUUUUUGAGAAGAUGGUUUGAAAGGUUCCCUCAGUUUAAGUAUAGAACAUUCUACAUUGCUGGUGAAAGCUAUGCAGGUCAUUAUAUUCCCGAGCUAUCCAAAAUCAUCGUCGAUCGCAACAAUCCCAUCAUCAACUUCAAAGGUUUCUUGCUUGGCAAUCCGCUGAUCGACGACUUUUACGACAACAUCGGCACGUUCGAGUUCUGGUGGAACCACGGCUUGGUCGGUGACUCGACCUACUCUCAACUCAACGAGUCGUGCCCGCGCGACUCGUUCCUCUUCCCUUCAGACGAUUGCUACACAGCACUCUCCGCUGCCUACGCCGAGUUCGGAAACAUCAAUCCCUACGCCAUCUACCAAAGCCCCUGCGACCAGCUCGCCACUCUCGGCAAAGCCCCCUUGCCUUGGAAGUUUAGAGGGAACGAUCAGUGCGUUGUGAAGUACACGAAAUUGUAUAUGAACAGAGCAGAUGUGCAAAGGGCUCUUCACGCCAACAUUACAGGAAUCCCUCAUCCUUGGGUCACCUGCAGCGACGUCAUAAGAGGGGGUUGGACUGAUUCACCCAGAUCAAUGCUUCCAAUUUUUCAACAGCUUAUAGCUGCUGGCCUCAGAAUAUGGGUAUUUAGUGGUGACACUGAUGCUGUAUUGCCACUAACUGCAACACGUUAUUCCCUCAAAGCUCUAAAUCUACAAGUCAACACCACAUGGUAUGCUUGGUAUGACAAACAUCAGGUUGGAGGAUGGAGCGAAACAUACAAAGGGCUGACGUAUCUGACAGUAAGAGGGGCAGGACACGAAGUUCCAUUAACUCAGCCUAAGCUUGCUUUAACUCUAUUUAGGCAUUUCUUAGCCAAUCAAAUGUUGCCUAUGACACCUCAAUAAUACAGAUUGUAUUAUUCUUUGUUGUCGAUUUCGUAUUUCACAGAGCAGUUUGUUGGAAUUAAUGAUUAUUUUUCAUUUUACGACAA